Daldinia caldariorum is the source of this 1493-nucleotide messenger RNA. RefSeq lists its product as uncharacterized. The coding region runs from base 444 to 1151 and encodes 235 amino acids. The transcript has 3 exons. The record is from RefSeq and is a predicted model, not a curated record. NCBI's taxonomy places the organism in Eukaryota, Fungi, Ascomycota, Sordariomycetes, Xylariales, Hypoxylaceae.
GCCAUGCAGGUGCUUCGAGCAGAUACGGACGACCUUGUAGUUCAUCGAGCCCACCCGUCUGUAAUAAUGACCACCUUCUGCUCUACCACUCUUUUCCGGUCUUUUUCUUGUCACUUCCAUCACCGGCGCCGGUGUCAUAGCGAUUUGAACGGACCAUACGCAUACCUCAAAGCAAUAUCUAAAUUGCUGUUGAUAUAGCGACUACAACGACUAUUAAACCAGAGCCGGGAACGGAGAUAUUCUCUCAACAGUACGGACUACUUAAAAGAGAGCAAUCUCUCUCACCUUUGACGGUCUUCUCGGUCGGCUUUGCGGGAGAAGUUUUGGAACGGCAUUCUAAAUUGCCCGCCUAUUGCCGUGCAACGCGACCGCCCUUACACCAAUUUAUAUAGCCGUCUCAGCUGUCGGAAAAAAAAAAACGAGAGGAACCUAUCUGACUCAAGAUGCUGUCUUCGAUCUUGCUAGCUGUGGUCGCUUCGACCAUAGUAACAGCUCAUACAGUAAUUACCUACCCCGGAUGGCGAGGAGACAAUCUUAUUGAGAACUCGUCAUACCCGUACGGCAUGCAAUGGAUUUAUCCAUGCGGUGGCAUACCUUUGACGACGAAUAGGUCAUAUUGGCCGACCACGGGUGGAGCUGUCGCGUUUCAACCAGGCUGGUUUCAAGGUCACCAGACGGCGUUCCUCUACAUUAAUCUUGGCUUCGGCACGGACGGACCGGACCACGGGCCUAAAAACAUGUCGUUCCCUAUGAUCGCCCCUUUCCAACUCGGUCCUUCUAAGGGCCCGUAUCCCGGAACCGUCUGCUUGCCUCAAGUGCCUCUCCCUGCGAACAUGAGUUUCAACCCCGGCGAUAACGCGACAAUACAAGUCGUCGAGAUAGCACAGCACGGAGCCGCUCUAUUUUCGUGUGCUGAUAUCACUUUUGCCGAACCCGGUGACGAGAGGAUCGCCAAAGUCAAUGGAUCCAACUGUUACAACAGCACAGAUCUCGGAUUCGCUGAGAUUUACACCGUUACGACCCACGAGGCGGGUUCAGCAGCUAACGUGAGCACCAGUGGUUCCUCUGGUCUCUUGAAUAGGAGCCCUGCGACGUGGAGCUGGCUCGGUUACCUUCCCCUAUUUGUGUGUGCUCUAGGGCUCUUACUAUAAUCUGUAAGCAGUGCCCACGGUUACGAUGGCAGAGAAUGCGAAAUAGGCGAGCCAGUCGUGUUUGGAUUGUAACACCUUAUAUUUGUAUAUAUCAUGAGGCAUCGAGGGCUGGCGUAUAAGGUGGACGGCUAGGCGUUUUUUUUUCCCGUGUCCCGGCAAGCAAUUUUUCUUAUGCCGGCCGGGCCCUAUAAUUAUCGGAUGACUUAAGCUUUCUGAGUAUAUACUUGCCAUUCCUAAGACGCAAGUUUUAUAGAUCUUCAUAUCAUAUCGAGGAUCAAUUGAUACCCUUCAAGUACAUAUAUAUCCCCUCUUACUGCUUAUAACGUGCAUUCUUUUCCCUAG